Molecule: messenger RNA, 5371 nt
Organism: Podarcis raffonei (Aeolian wall lizard)
Lineage: Eukaryota; Metazoa; Chordata; Lepidosauria; Squamata; Lacertidae
Gene: RASSF8
Product: Ras association domain family member 8
Exons: 5
Coding region: 279-1535 (418 amino acids)
Biological process (GO): signal transduction
Source: RefSeq, a predicted model, not a curated record
GGCUGCCGGAGGAAGGAGACGCGAACUUCGGCGCCCGCCGCGGGAAGCCACGGGGACUGCCUGCGGUGCGCGCCCGGGGCGGAGGCGCUUGGCGCGGAGAGGAGGAGGAGGCGGCGGCUGCUGCUGCUGCAGUGCUCCCGAGGUGGAUCCCCGGCCGGGCUGGAGUCUGCUGCAGAAAGGCUAUAAUUCCCACCAGAAUGUUGACACUAUCUGGCAUAGCUGUAAACGUGACUUGUCAUCUCAAUUGCAUCCAUGGCUGUUGGGUGACCUGGUAAAUCAUGGAGCUGAAAGUAUGGGUGGAUGGAGUCCAGAGGAUCGUUUGUGGUGUCACAGAAAUUACAACUUGCCAGGAAGUUGUUAUAGCUCUUGCUCAGGCAAUAGGCCGUACAGGAAGGUAUACCUUGAUAGAAAAAUGGAGAGACACAGAGAGACAUCUGGCACCUCAUGAGAAUCCUAUCAUUUCCUUGAACAAAUGGGGGCAAUAUGCAAGUGAUGUGCAGUUAGUAUUGCGGCGUACUGGGCCAUCUCUCAGCGAGAGGCCAACUUCAGACAGUGUUGCUCGGAUACCAGAAAGAACUUUAUACCGCCAGAGCUUACCUCCAUUGGCUAAGUUAAGGCCUCAGAAUGAUAAGUUGAUAAAAAGGAGGGAGCCAAAAAGGAAAUCGUUGACUUUCACAGGAGGGGCAAAAGGAUUAAUGGACAUUUUUGGCAAAGGCAAAGAGUCUGAGUUCAAACAGAAAGUUCUCAACUGCAAGGCAACGGUUGAUGAGCUGAAGAAGCUGAUUCAUUUCCAGACAGAGAAGCUGCAGUCCAUUGAGAAACAGCUGGAUUCAAAUGAUGCUGAAGUCAAGUACUGGGAGCACAAGUUUAAUUACAGCCUGGAAGAUGAAAUUGUCAAACUGGAGCAGAAGAUUAAAAGGAAUGAGGUAGAGAUUGAAGAGGAGGAAUUCUGGGAAAAUGAACUCCAGAUCGAGCAAGAAAAUGAGAAGCAACUGAAGGAGCAGCUCCAGGAGAUCAGGCACAGGAUUUUGGACUGUGAAAGCAAGCUGAAGGAAUAUGUGGCCCAGAUCCAUAGCAUGGAAAGUGGCCUUGAGGCAGAAACGUUGCACCGGGAAGUGCAGGAGUUAAAAGUAAACGAAGAAGAAGUCAAAGAGAAGAUUGAAAAAGUGAAGGGUGAAAUCGAUAUUCAGGGACAGCAAAGUCUCAGGCUGGAAAACGGCAUUAAAGCUGUUGAAAGGUCUCUGGGCCAAGCCACCAAGCGGUUACAGGAAAGAGAACAAGAACUAGAGCAGCUGACAAAGGAGCUACGGCAAGUCAACCUCCAGCAGUUUAUCCAGCAAACAGGGACAAAGGUCACUGUGCUACCAGCAGAACCUACUGAAUUGGAGACUUCCCAAACAGAGCUUGAGAGGGAAACAACUUUUCAGACUGGAUCCCUGAAGCGCCCUGGUUCAUCUAGACAGCUUCCUAGCAAUCUUCGGAUCCUGCAGAAUCCACUGUCCUCUGGUUUUAACCCAGAGGGCAUUUAUGUAUAACAGUAGAUAUCCCUGCUGGAAAGGACCUAGACAGGUACUGUGGGCCAUAUGCACUUCCCUCUUGCAUCUCUCCUCCCAGAGAUGUGUGGGGAGAGAAAAACUUCCUUUCAGAAGCUGCCAAGCAUUGUUGUGAGUGCUGUUUUUUUUACAAAACCAGAUCUACAAUAAACUUGGAAUCCUGCCCCAAGCGCUGAUGACAAUGAAGAACAAAAGGGACUGUGGAGGAGCACUUCAGCAAUGGUGCAAAAUAGUUAUAGUGCAAAUACCUAUCUUUUUUAAUUGCUAUUUUGGAAGCAUUUAGAGAAGUAUUAUUUCUUAACAGCAUAAAUGGCUGGUUGUAGUGCAAGAAACUGGGGUUUAAUUUAUUCCAUUUGAUCAGUGGAUGUGUGAAUGUUGCCAUGACAUAGGAACACUUCUUGCCUAAGAGCAGGACUACAUAUUAAGCCCAACCCAGGACUGCUGCCUUAAACAGCACUCCAUAUUCAUUACUCCCCAUCUCCACUCAUGCUUGUAGAAUCACAUCCAUUCCCACAUUCAGUUUAAUGUCACAACCUGGAAUAAGGAAUCUUGCACGCUACAGGGGAGAAUGCAACACAGGGGGCCCUUUUCAGAGGAAGCCCUGUGCCAGGCUUAAUUUGUAAUUCCAUUCUCAAAGGGUGUUUGCAGCCUGAAAGGGUGUUUAUGUGUAGAAGAGGGAGAGAAUUUGCACGUGCAUGAGUUUAGAAUGAAAACAGACUACAGUGAUUCACAAUGACAGAAUGUUGUUAGGGGAGAAAGAUGCAGAAUCUUUAAAAUAGCCUCUGAUAUUUUUUCUCUGUUGCAAAUAAUGUUAUGUUGGAAUCAUUGCAGGAUUUUUACAGUGACUUAUUCCAUGGGACUUAAUCCUCACUUCAUAAGGAGGGGUUCAGUAUGUGAAGAUCUUCUAGGUAGAUUUUUUUAUUAAAUUUAUUUUUGAAAUAUUUUGCCACAAUAAAUACACUUAAGUACAAAACACUAUGAGACAUCUUUAGUCAUGCCAAAGGAGUCUAUCACUGUUUUGGUUUUUUUGUCUAGCAUUUUUUCCACUAUAGUAUUUCCCCCCUACUUACAGCAUUCUUGUAUAGUCAUAGGCCUUGCUCGUCCAAAAAGACACAAUAACUCAGUAUAAUGCUGUCAUGUGCUACUUUUGACUCACUGAGCCAGGCAGAUGUUUGAAAACCCUCCUGUUUCUGCAGUACCAGAUAGGCAGCAAAACCAAGAGAUUUAUCAAGCCACAUGAUGGUGUUUGCCACACACAGCUGGUGUUCAGCUUCCAGCAAGGUGGGUGGGAAGAGAGAGAUCAGCUAUUGUGCAGGUCCAGUCUAAUGGCUUGCUUAAAUAACCAAACAGUAUUCCUUUUUUAAGUUCUGUAAAAGUGCAAAAAAAACCCCAAACUUUUCUGCUCCUUUGUUACAAUGCAAAAAAGACUCCAAUGAAAUUGUCCUCUUUUAAAAUGGGAACUCAUUCAUUUAUGAAACCAAGAACAAUAGAGGUAGGUGUAGAGAAGAAAAGUGCAUGUGCAAGCGAAAUAGAUGAAUAAGUGCAUAAAAAUCCUUGUGCGUGGCAAGUUUUGUUUUGAUAACUGGAUCUAUGAUUAUUUGACUCAUGUAUUGAAACAGAACUGUAAGAUCAUAAUUAUUUCUGGGUAUUUCAAGAGAUUACAAGGUACAUACUAGAAUCCAGACCUCACCUAUUUUUCAGUUUGCGUGAACAACAACUAGUAUCAUCAGAUUCAUAAAGGGCUCUUUGACUUUCUUGGCAACAUUCUAGGAUUGCUCCUGCAGACAGUUUGGCACUCAUUUACCCAUAAGUUCAGGAAUCAUUUUUAAGACAAAUGCUAGCCUUAAAGUUUCCAGAAAUUGGAAUCUCAUUGAAUUGGGACUUUAGCAUACAAUUAAAUGCUUAAAUCUCAUUCAUUUCAUUGGGAUUUAAGGGGACUGUUUUAUAUGGAUCAUGCCCCUAGGUCACACACAGUCUAUUCAGACCCUUCAUUGCAGGACAGGCUUCUUUCUUACUUCAAAGAAUGUCCAGAAGUCAGUGCAUCGUAUGCAGACACCUAUUUAUUCACAAAGCAAAACAUUUAAGGGAUAUAUCUCUAAAGUCCUUUAAAAAUAAAAUAGUUUAUAGAAACCAAUAGCUUGAUUAAUUUAAUAAGCAAACCAAAAUUUAAAUCAAGCUUCCAUUUCCAUUUAAGAAUGCUCCUCAUUCAUUGCUAUAUUCUAAAAAUAAAUAAAGAUGCAUUUCAAACUGAAACAAAUAUAUGAAAAUACACAGAAAUGUGUUUGAUUUUCAUGGUUAUCACUAGAAAUGUUACUCUUCAAAUAAACCUGUGAAAAUAUAAAAUAUAUUUCUUAAAAUAAAAAAGUCCGUAGAAGAGACUAUUUUUCCUUUCCCCCCUGUCAACAAAUGAGACAAUAGACUGCAUUAAUCUACUGUUUCACUAGUCAGAACAACUAAGCCCUGGGUGGUUUGGAGUCCUCAAAUUGGCAUUAACAUGGAAGGAGAAAAAUAGUCAAGCAUGAGACACAAAAUCAACAGAGUGGUGUGGUAGCCAAUUUUUCUUGAGCAUAUAUGCAUUUCUUGUCAAGUCUAUACAAGAGCAAACUUAAUUUUUUGAGUUUAAGUCAGCAUUUGUGGCAGCAUUGGGGGUGGAGGACUCCUUGGAAAAGGGAAUGAGUGCCAGGUCCAUAACCUGUGUGUGGGAAGCCCCACCUGGAAAGUGACCCCUGGCAAAGUUCCUUGGGGGCAACUGGUGUCCUCCCUUUGCCACUGCGUUGACAACUGAGGGACCUGGAGAAGUCUGUCCAGGAGCCUGUGUUUGGCCCAGGGGUGCAAAUAGACUUGGUCCAGGCUCACCCCCCAACUUAAAAAACAAAGAAGCAGCACCCUUGCCUUGAAAUUAACCACAAAUAUUUCCAAGGGUGUUAGGGACAUAAUUUAGCAGCUGAUCCUAUUGAUCUCAGGGUCAUUGUAAAGGGCCUCUGGGAAGAUUCGCAUUACCUCAGUCAGUAUUAUGUUUGUUAAAGCGUGCCCUCAAAUAGACAUUUUGCUUUGUGAAUAAACACAGGUUUUCAGAGAAGAAAUAUUUAUAUUUCUAAAGAGAUGGUGACACUUGGUAUGAGGCACUCGUGUCUGAGAAUAUUUGCAAAUAUAAAGCUUGAGAUUAUGGGUGAAACUGUUAGCUGUAUUUUGAGUUAGACCCAUUGAAAUAAAAGCAAAUGACUAAAGUCCAUUGAUUUCAGGGGGCCGGCUCAAAGUGUGACCAUUGCCCUACAUAUGUAUGAGACCUGAAGACAAAUGUUCAUCGUUCAUGGGUCUGCUCAUUCACAUGAAUCUUAAGAACAGCAGCUUUCAAAAGAACCUUUAUGUCUCUAGUAUGUAAUAUGAGGAGGUUUAGGUUGGUAACAUGGUUUGUACCUUGUAGCUGCAAUAUUGUACGUUUAUGGGGUGGUAGAAUGAAUAAUACUUUCUCAUCACCACCCCUGCCCCAACUCUCAAAUUUACAUGAAUUCCAAAUGUGCUUUGCCAUAUGUUAAUUGGGCCUUAAUUAUCCAUGUAAAUAGAAAAAACUGUAUUCAGAUUUAUUUUAGUUCUGUUCUGUAUUUUUUAUGUCAAAAAGUGUUACUUUUUUAUAUCCUAGCCUUUUUUUAAGACCAUUGGUUUAUUCUAUUCAUUACAAUAUUUUAAUUUGUUUGAAGGCUGUCAGUUAUAUGGAGAUGACAAAACAAACCAUUCUGUCAAUUUAUUUAUUCAGUAUUUUUGCUGCUUUACUUUUGGAAAUAAAGUUUUCAUUGCCAAUACAGUAGCAAAUUUAAAAA